Talaromyces atroroseus is the source of this 1326-nucleotide messenger RNA. RefSeq lists its product as hypothetical. The transcript is spliced from 3 exons. Gene Ontology annotation, biological process: lipid metabolic process. Gene Ontology annotation, molecular function: phosphoric diester hydrolase activity. The record is from RefSeq and is a predicted model, not a curated record. Bases 1 to 1326 code for a protein of 441 amino acids. Lineage: Eukaryota; Fungi; Ascomycota; Eurotiomycetes; Eurotiales; Trichocomaceae.
AUGCGGUCGUUCUUGCUCGCCGCGGUGCUGCUGCUCACCGCAGCCUUGGCCGAUUCAACCACCUCCGCUGAUUCAACGGCGUCAGUCAUCACUCUGACCGGCAGCCAGACCACUCUUGACCAGGACACAAGAUCUUUCACCUAUCCCUCGGUUACAACGACCAUUACUUUGACCUCCUCGACAGCCUCGGCUUCAAAUGGCACCGGUCUUUCCACUUCCACGUCCGACUCGGUCACUGUGCUUGUGGGGGGCCAUGGAACAACGUCUCUGCCCCCCAAUGCUACUGCUACUACCGCAAGUAACAGCACGUCAACGACCUCGUCUACCCCGUUACCGAGCAACACGCAGCCUUGCAAUGGCUAUGUCGAGUUCUGCGACCGCAGUUACUCAAACAUCACCUAUGUUACCGCUCACAACAGUCCCUUUGAUGUAAAGGGAAAUCUGGCUUCGAACCAGCUUUAUCCGGUGACAACUCAAUUGAACGAUGGGAUUCGCAUGUUGCAAUUCCAGGUACAUUAUCAGAAUGGAACCAUGUAUCUGUGCCAUACCGACUGCUCGUUAAUAAACGUCGGUACACUCCAAAGCUAUCUCACAACCGUCGCCAAGUGGCUGGACGAGAAUCCCUACGAAGUCAUUACAAUCCUAAUGGGCAAUUAUGACUUUGUCAACGUGAACAAUUUCACAGCCCCGAUCGUCAACUCCGGACUGUCCAAGUAUGCGUAUGAGCCCCCGAAGAUUCCCAUGGGCCUGGACGACUGGCCUAUUCUAUCGGAUAUGAUUCUGAUGGGGAACCGAGCUGUCAUCUUCAUGGACUACAACGCCAAUCAGACCGAGGUCCCAUACAUCUUGGACGAAUUCACCCAGAUGUGGGAGACGCCUUACUCUCCGACGGACCCAGACUUCCCUUGCACAGAGCAAAGACCACCAGGCAUAUCCGAUGAAGAGAUCUCAACCAUCAUGUAUAUGGCCAAUCACAAUUUAAACGUGGAUGUUUCCAUUGAGGGUUUCAGCAUCCUCAUACCGAAUACAGCAGUCAUAAACUCCACCAACGCUGUCUCAGGAUAUCGUAGUCUUGGACUAACAGCAGAAAACUGCACAGCUACCUGGGGCCGACCUCCGAACUUUCUUCUGGUUGACUACUAUAAUUACGGCAAUUUCCCGGGAUCCGUGUUCGAGGUAGCUGCAACGAUAAACAAUGUCACUUACAACGGCCAUUGCUGUGGCUCGAAUACUUCCGGGGCUUUGAGUCUACAGUCACAGUUUCUUGACAAGGCAUGCUGGAUGUUUAUCCUAGCCACUGCCAGCAUCGUUUUCAACCUUGUAUAA